CUGCAUGACAUAAUGCACAGUAAACAGCCUAUUUUUGGUAUUUAGUUGUCUUUCAUUUUUUAGAAAUCUAUUAUUUUAUACAAGAAUUGUCGACUGACUUUCUUAAAGUGAUUUUGGUACAAUAAUUUCUUUUAAAUUUUUUUUGGCAAGUGAAUUUUCAAAAUGUUGACUAAAUAUCCAAAAAUGAAAAGAAAUCUUUUAAAACAUUUUAUUUCCUUUUUUUUUUUUGGUUCUGUGAGUUAUUGCAUGGGAAAUAAUAUUUAUAACCAUUAUUAUGUGAAUUUGGUAACGACAAAACGAUUCCCAGCAUCAUUCAUUCUCCUUGUUCAGGUUGCAAUUUUGUUAUGAUUCAAAGAGAGAAAAUUUCCUCUGUCUUUCUCUUCUCAUAUAUAUUCCAUCCAUCCUAUAUAUAUAUGAAUCCAUCACUCUGUUUCUCUCAUGGCGGGUCACCACUCUUCCUCCUCCUCCUCUGCAUCAUCUUCCUUUCAGACCUUUGCUUCCCGCCUUCUCUUGCUCCUCACCGUCCUCCCUCUCACUCUCGCCGUCUUUGCUUUCGUUCUCCAAUGGCGUGGCGGUCUCAACGAUCCCGUCACCCGCUGGUCACCUAACCACCACGAGUUCCCCGGCAUGGGCAGCCUCCCCAGGCCCGUAGUCCACGCUUCUUCACGUUCUUCCGACUGCGUUGAUCCUCUCGGCCAGAGCCGCUCACCGUCGUUCCCAUACUAUAGGGACUGGAAGUUUGAUUACGCUUCCGAUCUGAGGCCCCAGAUAUGUAUUCAAACAAGCACUUCUGCUGGUUUAGAACAAACUUUGCCAUGGAUCUUCUAUCAUAAGGUUAUUGGAGUUUCGAAUUUUCUCCUUUUUGUGGAAGGGCAGGCUGCAUCUCCGAAUGUAACUAAAGUCUUAGAAACCAUUCCAGGAGUGAAGCUUAUACACAGGACAAGGGAAUUAGAGGAGCAACAAGCUAAAAGCCGAAUUUGGAACGAGACUUGGCUGUCAAGCUUCUUCUAUAAACCAUGUAAUUAUGAGUUGUUUGUAAAGCAAUCCCUUAACAUGGAGAUGGCUAUUGUCAUGGCAAGGGAAGCUGGCAUGGAUUGGAUUAUCCAUCUUGAUACUGAUGAGCUAAUAUAUCCAGCUGGCACUCGAGAGUACUCUUUGAGACAGUUGUUAUCCGAUGUGCCUGGAGAUGCUGAUAUGGUUAUCUUUCCAAAUUAUGAAAGUAGUGUAGAGCGAGACGAUAUCAAGGAACCUUUUAGUGAGGUUUCAAUGUUCAAGAAAAACUAUGACCAUCUUCCAAAAGAUGUAUAUUUUGGCAAUUAUAGAGAAGCAACAAGGGGUAAUCCAAACUAUUAUUUAACAUAUGGAAAUGGAAAAUCAGCUGCUCGAAUUCAAGAUCACCUCCGCCCUAAUGGUGCACACAGAUGGCACAAUUAUAUGAAGACACCAAAUGAGAUUAAAUUGGAGGAGGCUGCUAUUCUGCAUUAUACAUAUCCCAAAUUUUCAGAUUUGACCUCUAGACGUGAUCGGUGUGGUUGCAAACCUACGAAGGAGGAUGUUAAAAGAUGCUUUAUGUUGGAAUUUGACAGAGUUGCAUUCAUAAUUGCUUCAACGGCAACACAGGACGAAAUGCUUAGCUGGUACCGAGAACGCAUUGUGUGGACUGACAAAGCACUAAACUUAAAACUAUUGAGAAAGGGCAUCUUGACUCGGAUUUAUGCACCAAUGAUCAUCAUACAAGGUUUGAGGGAAUCUGGUGUUUUCAGCUCCGUAAUUGCAUCAGCUGUAAAAGUAACUCUCUCAAAAGAUCAAUUCUUGUUGUCUGUUGAGAGUAGCAACUCCUCUAGGGAAACCACAUAUGGAGCAAUUACUUCGAGGAAGAUUGGUAAAACAUUUGAUUCCCAAGCAACUGCAAGAAAAUUCCUGGAAUUCAGAGCCAAUACUUCGCACCCUUUGGCAGUUGCACCAUUAUCUCCGCCUGGCUUGGAUGAUUUUUCAUUUGAAACACAAAUGUUUUCUAAAUCAUAAUGAUGUAGCCUAGCCUUGUCAGAAGUCUAUCUUCCUAUGUGAUCAAGCAUUUCGAGAAAUGAAUUUUUAUAGAAGAGAAAAAUUGAGGGAUUGAAAGUGUACUAACUUGGAUUUUCGUGUUAAUUUAUGGUAAAUUUCUUGAAAUUAAUAAA
This is a messenger RNA of Rosa rugosa (rugosa rose), 2177 nucleotides long. RefSeq names its product glycosyltransferase-like At2g41451. The record is from RefSeq and is a predicted model, not a curated record. Gene Ontology annotation, biological process: cellulose biosynthetic process; response to abscisic acid. NCBI's taxonomy places the organism in Eukaryota, Viridiplantae, Streptophyta, Magnoliopsida, Rosales, Rosaceae. The transcript is spliced from 11 exons. The coding region runs from base 439 to 2025 and encodes 528 amino acids.